Molecule: messenger RNA, 978 nt
Organism: Cryptomeria japonica (Japanese cedar)
Lineage: Eukaryota; Viridiplantae; Streptophyta; Pinopsida; Cupressales; Cupressaceae
Product: disease resistance protein Roq1-like
Exons: 4
Coding region: 1-978 (325 amino acids)
Biological process (GO): defense response; signal transduction
Source: RefSeq, a predicted model, not a curated record
AUGGCUUCCUCUUCCUCCUCUCCUGUGGCAAGAUCGAUUGUAUCUGCUAAACUGUAUGAUGUAUUCAUCAGCCACCGAGGCCCUGAUGUCAAAGAAACGCUUGCUAAACAACUGUAUGACCUUCUUCAGGAAAGAAGGUGCCAGGCAUUUCUAGACCGUGAAGAGAUAAAAGGGGGAGACUCUAUUCCAUCUGCCAUUCACAAUGCCAUAUGCUCAUCUGUUGUCCAAAUAGCCAUUUUUUCAAAAGGGUAUGCAGAAUCUUCAUGGUGUUUGGACGAGCUGGUUCUUAUGCUACAACAAACUGAUGCCCUGUUUAUUCCUGUCUUCUACGAUGUCAAGCCAUGGGAGCUACGGUACAUCGAGAACAAGAAUUCACAGUAUGCUGCAGCAUUUUUUUAUUAUCAAAGCCAAGGCAGGAAUCUUGAUAAGCUUCAUAAAUGGAAAAGCUCCCUUGAAUCUGCUUCAAAUAUAUCUGGUUAUGAACUUAGCCAGUAUCAAGACAAUUUGUGUGAGAAAAUUGUGUCUCGUGUGAUACAAGUAGUGCAAGAAAAGAAAAAUAGUAUAGCAUUAGAUGUUGCAAAAUAUCCGGUUGAACUUGCUAAACUCGUCCAAGAUUUUGAAAGGUCUUGUUCAAAGACAGAGACAGUGAGGGACAAGCUCUUAGAAGAUCUUUUCCCUAAAGAUCAAGAGAUAAAAGAACUAAAGAUUAGAAGUGUGCAUGAUGGAAUCGGAAAGCUGAAGUAUCAUCUGGGAAGGGCAAGACAUUUGCAUUUCCUUAUAAUUCUAGAUGAUAUAGAUCGUGAGAACCAGUUAGAUGCCCUUUUACCUGAAGGUAUGCUGAACUCUGGUAGUCUGGAUCCACCCAUUGCAUAUGAAAAAUUGGUUGAGAAGUUCGUGGAAUUCUGUGGAGGUUUACCUCUCUCACUCGAAGUUCUGGGUGCCCAUGUUUAUCGAAGGAAUGAACAUUAUUGGGGUUAG